Rubroshorea leprosula is the source of this 621-nucleotide messenger RNA. Lineage: Eukaryota; Viridiplantae; Streptophyta; Magnoliopsida; Malvales; Dipterocarpaceae. The record is from the annotation of a GenBank genome assembly.
UCCACGGUAGCUGCAUUUUCUCUAUCUCUGAUGUUCUUUCUUCUAAUUUUUUAAAAUUUAUUUAACUCUUCUGUAUUUGUGCAUUGACAGAAAGUAAUACUGUCAUGCAGGAAAAGGAAAUGGAUGGGCAGAAUCAGGAAGAACAUUCCGUUUUUAUUUUUAUGUGUAUUGGAAGAACAAAACCACAAUGUUAUCAAUACUGUGUUUUGCAGGCUUCCUGCUUGAAGAAUGGAUGUUCUUGCAAAAAUGAGCCUGGCACGAAGAUUCUUAUUUGAUUUUGGAAUGAAGCUUCUCUAUGGAAUUCAUGAGGGUGAAGAUCUAAGCAUAAGAAGAAACAAGCAUAUGCUACACAACUAUAUUGUUGAUAUUGAAGAUCCAUGCUUAGAUACAGAUGUAGAAGGUAUUCGGGUGCAUUGAGCAGUGCUCCUUGGGUUUUUCUUUUUUUUUUUUUUUCUUUAAUUUUUUAUAAUAUCAAGAAAGACAUCAUUGAUAAUUACCUUUCAGGAAAGAAAUGGUGGGUAUGCUGCAUGCCAUUUCAACACCAUUCUUAGAAACCUUAGUUUGUCUUGCUUUCUGUUCAGCAUGUAAAAUUGUCAAAUUGAAUGAAUCAACAACAUAUUA